AUGACAGACCAACGCAAUCAACCGCAACAAAUGCACAAUAUCCAACCAGACCACCUCCAAAACUUCGUCCAACAAAUCCUCAUAGCAAACGGCACAUCACCCACCCAUGCAGAGAUAGUCUCUAAAUGUCUCGUCUCCGCAGACCUCCGAGGAGUCGACACACACGGCAGCAAUCGUAUCCCAUCAUACAUGGAGCGAAUCCGACAAAAAGCCCUAGACCCAGCUGCAACACCAACGCUCAAUCAAGUAACGCCAGCAGUAGCGCAGAUAGACGCGCACAACGGGUUCGGCUUUGUCGCCGCGCACGAAGGCAUGAAUCGUGCCAUUGAAAUGGCCCAAAUCUUUGGCAUCGGCAUGGUUUCCAUCAAACACUCGAAUCACUUCGGUAUGUCUGCGUGGCUGGUUCAGCAGGCGCUGGACGCAGACAUGAUGUCUCUUGUUUUUACGAAUAGUUCGCCUGCGCUGCCUGUUUGGGGUGGGAAGGAGAAGCUCAUGGGUGUUUCGCCUAUUGCUUGUGGGGCGCCGGCUGGUGAGGGUAGGCCUUUUAUUCUUGAUAUGGCUCCUUCUAUUGCAGCGCGGGGAAAGAUUUAUAAGGCUUUGAGGAGGGGGGAAAAGAUUCCUACCGAUUGGGCGCUUGACAAGGAUGGGGGCAGGACGGACGAUCCUGCUGAGGCUUUGCAGGGUGUUAUGUUGCCGAUGGGUGGGCCGAAGGGGUCGGCGCUUUCUGUUAUGAUGGAUGUCUUCUCUGGGGUGCUUUCUGGGUCCGCAUUUGCGGGGCAUGUUACCAACCCGUAUGAUCCGUCGAGGCCGGCGGAUGUGGGGCACUUUUUGGUGGCUAUCAAGCCUGAUUUGUUUAUGACUAUUGAUGAGUUCAAAGGGAGGAUGGAUUAUCUCUACCGGAGGGUUGUUGAAUCAGAGAGAAUGGCUGGUGUGGACCAGAUUUACUUCCCUGGAGAGAUUGAAAUUAUUACUGAGGAGAAGAGGAGAAAAGAAGGUAUUCCUUUCGCUGUGGCGGAGAUUGAAAGCUUGAACAAGGAGGCCGACUUGGUGAAUGUUGAACACUUGAAGCUGUAA
Molecule: messenger RNA, 1074 nt
Organism: Penicillium soppii
Lineage: Eukaryota; Fungi; Ascomycota; Eurotiomycetes; Eurotiales; Aspergillaceae
Product: Ldh family oxidoreductase
Exons: 1
Coding region: 1-1074 (357 amino acids)
Molecular function (GO): oxidoreductase activity
Source: RefSeq, a predicted model, not a curated record